Molecule: messenger RNA, 3964 nt
Organism: Scleropages formosus (Asian bonytongue)
Lineage: Eukaryota; Metazoa; Chordata; Actinopteri; Osteoglossiformes; Osteoglossidae
Product: suppression of tumorigenicity 5 protein-like
Exons: 20
Coding region: 455-3823 (1122 amino acids)
Biological process (GO): positive regulation of ERK1 and ERK2 cascade
Source: RefSeq, a predicted model, not a curated record
UUAUUUGCCUUCGGGAAUAUAUUACAUUCUUUGUCAUGGAAAAAAAAAGGAAAACAAAACCAUAACCAUAAGUGAGCAUUGUUCAAAGAUUAUGAUGUCCUUGGUUUUAAAAAGUGUGGGUGAUUCGAGUCGAUUUGGAUCAAAAAGCACGUUGAUGGGACAUGAUGGAACCUGUACGUGUUUCGUACAUACUAAAAGUAAAGAAAAUGUGUUUGUGGGGAGGAUUUUGUGUGUGUGUGUGUGUGUGUGUGUCGUGUCCAGCUCCACAUCUCCCGUCAUCGUUUCCUCCUCUUUUUUCCACCCUUUACUGUUGAGGGAAAACUUUGAAAGUUGAGCACGCAGAGAUGAACGGAGCUCAAGCGCUGCAACAUGGAUUUCUGAGGCAAAAAACACACACGGGAAACAGAUAAGCAGCACAAAAAGGUAAGCUGGAUGCUGGAGGACCGAGGAGACGAUGACUGCCAACAAGAGCGCAAAGGCUGCUGUCCAAGCUGGAGAGAGUAAAGUCUCCCGGGACAUUACAGGCAGGUACCGGUCUGUGUCCCCGCCUCCCAUUCUGUCCCAGGUGAAAGCGCCAGCAUACCUGCUGAGCGACAGCCAAGACUCCUGCCAGCAGGCCAGGGAAGCCAGCGCCACUGAAGGUCAGCCCCUCCGCCUGAGGAACUGGAGCAAUAGGACGGACAGCCUGCGCUGCGUAUCACUGCAGUCGGCUCGCUUUCAGUCCCAGACCCGACUUCUGAAAUCUCGGAGCAUCGCCUGCCUGGACAACAGACUGUCCAUCUACAGGCCCCCUGGUAGCCAGGAGCAGAAGGAGAACCGGCAGGAAGGCAGCCCACAAAAGGGAGGCCUGAGCACCAGCUCACUGGGCUGGAGCACCCUCUCUCUGGGAUCUUCGUCCCCCACCGGCCGCCAAGCAGGGUGCCUCUCACCUGCUGGCAUCCGCAAGAAGAUCUCUGAAUGGGAGUGCCGGAGGGUGGCGCUGCCUAGGAUGAGCCUGUGCCUGGAAAAGAGGCCGCUGGGAGAGCGGGUAGGUGGCAGCGAAGGCUGCCCUAGCCUCUUGUCCUCGCCGUGCAGUGACAAGACUUUUGACUUCAAGAGCAUCCGGAGGACAAGCAGUGCCUUGUCUGAGAGCUCUUACCCGGAGACGGAGGAGGAGGAGACAGCGGCCUCUGACCGGCAGAGGACCCUAGGCAGCUCUGUGAAGCGACCCUUCCGGACAGACACCACAGGGGUCCUGCUGCGUUCCCUGUCCUCCCGCAAGGAGACCUCCGCUGUCCUCAGUCGAAUACAGAAGAUUGAGCAAGCGCUGAGAGAGAGCCCCCCAGGUGCCCCACCCCGGUAUCCCAGCAGCUGCUAUACUCCUGACAAGCUCCGCCACAAGGCCUCUGUGUCCAGUGGGCCAGGGCAAGUGGACAGUGCAUGUGCCAGCGAGCUGAGGAGCGUACUUUCAGCCACACCGGAGCCUGAGGCAGCCACCCCUAGCCAGGACAGACUCUCUAAACUCAAACAGAGGUUUAGCGUAAGUUCAGUGGGCUCUGCGAGCUCCGAGUUACUCUCCCCGGACACGAUAGGUGGUGCGACAGUCAACCCCCUGCCCAAGCCCAAACGCACCUUUGAGUACGAGGUCAACCAGAACCACGAGAAUCACAAGGGCCCGUUGCCAAGCAACGGUCUACCUCCUGGCAGCGACUCCGAGUCUCCUCCCCCACUGCCCUCUACCCCGGCACCCCCCAUGACGAGAACCCUGAAAUCAGAGGGGAGUUUCUGCAAGAAGGCACAUGACAGAGGAUCUCUGGAGUCUGAAGAUGCCUCCAGCUUGCCACCCUCACCGGCUGAGAAUGGCAGCACCUCCACGGGCAGCCACAGCCGACCCAGUUCCAAAAGCACUUUAGAGGAGAAUGCCUACGAGGACAUUGUUGAGUCCCUCAAAGAGAACCCAUACGAGGAUGUGGACCUGAAGGACAGGGGGGUGCGGCGGAAGUCCCGCUUGCUAAAUGAGAGCCCCCGGGACUCCGUGCACAGGAUGUGGACCCCCCAGGAUGGGAAAUUCAGUACACCUUCUCAGGUGUCCAGCACCCAGUCGCCACACCUCCCAGGGCACCGGGCAUCCCGUCAGGCCAAACGCUUAAACCAGGAAGAUGUGGUGCUCAUGCCCCAGCUUGGAAUCUCCUCUUCCUCAUGCACCGUAAUGGAGGAUGGCCUGAGUGGCGUCAGUAGCACGUUGACCUCCCACCGGCUCCGGAGGGUCCCCAAGGUGGUGCAGAGGAUAAACUCGAUCUACUGUACGAAACGAGGCAAGAAGAGGCUCAAGAAGCUCAACCUGUCCAGCAUCGAGAGCGCCUCUUUAAGAGAUGACAACAGUGAGAGCGAAAGUGAGUCGGAUGACAGGUUCAAAGCCCACAUACGACGGCUGGUGAAGCUGCAGUCGAUGCUGCGCAGGGCCCCCAGCUACCGCACGCUGGAGCUGCAGCUCAUCGAGUGGCAGGAGAGGGAGCUCUUUGAGUAUUUUGUGGUGGUCUCUCUGAAGAAGAAGCCCACCAAGAAUUCCUACACCCCCGAGGUCACCUACCAGUUCCCUAAGCUGGAGCGGCUCACCAAGCAGGUGAGGGAGGCAGAGCAGCGACUCAAGGCGAUCCCCCAGUUCUGCUUCCCCGACGCCAAAGACUGGAGCCCCGUGACUGAGUACAGCAGUGAGACCUUCUCAUUCAUGUUGACGGGGGAAGACGGGAGCCGAAGAUUCGGAUAUUGCAGGAGGCUGCUGCCCAGUGGGAAAGGGCCCCGCCUGCCUGAAGUGUACUGUGUCAUCAGUCGGUUGGGCUGUUUCGACUUGUUCUCCAAGAUCCUGGAUGAGGUGGAGAAGCGCAGGGCCAUCUCAGCCGCGCUCGUGUACCCCUUCAUGAGAAGCUUGAUGGAAUCACCCUUCCCAGCCCCUGGGAAGACCAUCAAAGUAAAGACCUUCCUGCCCGGAGCAGGAAAUGAGGUGAUGGAGUUACGGAGGCCCAUGGACUCCCGCCUGGAGCACGUGGACUUGGAGAGUCUUUUCAGCUGCCUGAGCGUGCGCCAGGUGGUACGAGUCUUCGCUUCACUGCUUCUUGAGCGGAGGGUUAUCUUCGUGGCUGACAAGCUCAGCACGCUGUCCAGUUGCAUGCACGCGGUGGUGGCCCUGCUCUACCCCUUCUCCUGGCAGCACACCUUCAUCCCUGUGCUGCCCUCGUCCAUGGUGGACAUUGUGUGCUGCCCCACGCCCUUCCUGGUGGGCCUGCUGUCCAGCUCGCUACCCAAGCUCAAGGAGCUGCCCGUUGAGGAGGCAUUAAUGGUGGAUUUGGGAACAGACCGAUUCAUUAAACAGAUGGAUGAUGAGGCCUCACUGUUGCCACGGAAACUUCAGGCCGCUCUGGAACAGGCUCUGGAACAGAGGAAUGACAUCAUGAGCCAGGACUCCGACAGUGAGUCGGAUGAAGAGUGCAACACCCUCAACAGCGUGGUGUCCGAAGCCUUCAUUCGCUUCUUCCUGGAGACCGUGGGCCACUAUUCGCUCUUCCUGACGCACAACGAGCACGGCGAGCGUGUCUUCCAGAGGGAGGCCUUCCGCAAGUCCGUGGCCUCCAAGAGCGUGCGCCGCUUCCUCGGCGUCUUCAUGGAGUCCCAGAUGUUCGCCGGCUUCAUCCAGGACCGAGAGCUGCGGAAGUGUCGAGCCAAGGGUCUCUUUGAGAAGCGGGUUGAGCAGUACCUGGAAGAGCUAUCUGACACGGAGCAGAGUGGAGUCAACAAAUUCUUCAAAGGACUGGGAAGCAAAAUGAAGUUUCUACACAAAAAGAACUAGAGGAAUUCCCUCCUACUCUUUCUCAAACCAAAUAUCAGACUGUGGAUUCUUACUGCAUAGCGCACAUCAAACCCUGGUACACCCAACAUGUGUUACAUUAGGCUGUGUCAAACACAUCCCAUUGUGUAUAAAAAAAAAAAA